AUGUCGACAAAUGAAACAAUUUCAAUUCCAAAUUAUUCAUUAUCAUAUUCAAUUAAAUUUGCAGUAUUAAUUGCGCUUGAAAUUCCUUCAAUACUCGUUUCAAUUCUAAUUUUAAUUUAUUUCGGUUAUAAUCAUACGACUCGUUUAAAUGAUCAAAAUCGUUCUAUAUUCGUUUUACUUGUAAUUAAUUUUCUACAAGUAAUUACAGAUCUUCCUAUGCCUAUGAGUUUUUUUCAUUUAAAUGGAAUUGUUCAACCAGCAACAUCAACUUAUUGUACUUGGUGGACUUGGUAUGAGUUCUCAUUAAAUACAACAAAUGGUUUUCUUAUGGCAUGGAUCUCUAUUGAACGUUAUAUAUUAAUUUUUCAUCAUAAUUUUAUUCGAAAUCUUAAUGGUUGGAAACGAAGAAUAUUUCAUACAAUACCAUUAAUAGUUUGUUCAUUAUGGGGACCAUUCUAUUAUCUUCUUGCAAUUAUUAUUAGUCCCAUGUGUACAAAUACAAGAGAUUAUAAUGCUCUUUUAUGUGGUUUACCGUGUUAUUUAUUCACAAAUUGGGGAACAUUUGAUCUAUUUUUUGAUGUUAUUUUUCCAGUAUUAACUAUUUUUAUUUUUAAUCUUAUUCUUUUCAUACGUGCUGUUUAUCAGAGUAUGAUGGUGGUUGGUCGUGUUCAAAAUAAUUGGCAACGUCAUAGAAAAAUGGCGUUUCAAUUAGGACUUAUUUCAUUUGUUUAUCUUGCUGUUUGGAUUCCAUUAUCUAUUAUACAACUUGGAGAAAUCUAUAUUGAUUCCAAUUUUCUUUUCGAACAAUUGGAUACAUUUAAUUUUCUUGUUUAUAUUGUACCUCUCAUUCUCCCUAUGAUUUGCCUUAUGUCAAUGCCUGAACUUAUUAAAAAAUUGAAAACUUUUUUAUUUCCACAACAACAUGCCAUUGUCGUACCCAUCAAUACUGCCGUCAUUCAUCAAACCAACUUAAACCGUUUUUCAAUGACUGCUAGACUUGCAAAAUUUUAA
Adineta steineri is the source of this 1011-nucleotide messenger RNA. NCBI's taxonomy places the organism in Eukaryota, Metazoa, Rotifera, Eurotatoria, Adinetida, Adinetidae. The record is from the annotation of a GenBank genome assembly.